CCACACUUAAGCUCACUUCAUUCACUUCAUUUGAGAAAUCACAACCAAAAUAGAAUAAACCCACCUUCUGUCGUCUUCUUCAACCUCGUCGCUUCCAGAUCUAGUGCUAGACCAUGGCUGGCAGCAAGAAAACCGGCACUGCAUUUGGUGCCGCCGGAGCUUCUUCCCCUCAAACUGAUCCUCCAGAACAAACGGACCCUGUUGACAUCUUCGAAAACCGAGAUCUGCGAGAAGAGCUUUCUUCGGUUUGUAAUCAGGUACCAAAAGGCUUUUCAGACCAAAUUUUUCUUGAAACUUCAGAUUCUUUAAUUCUGGGUCCUGUUUUCACAUCGACACCUCCUUCAAAUUUGCAUGCUCUGUAUCCUCAACCUCACAGACAUUUCCUCCCCUUCCAACUCGAACCAGACUGGGAACCUUGGCUUGGCAGAUUUGGGUCUUGGCCAACUAACAAAUCUGAUGAUUGGUCUGCUUGGGUUACUCGGUUGGAAAAACCCUUUGGGAACACAUGGAAAACAUUGGGUCUGUAUGAAUUUAUUCAAAUGACCACCUACCAGACAUCCAUGGAUAGGGUUUUGCUUGGAACUGCCUUGCUGUUUUGGUCUGGGUCUUAUAAUUGUUUUCAUUUCCCUUGCGGUGCUAUGUCUGUCACUUUGCUUGACAUUUGUUCUCUUACUGGUCUGCCUUGCGUUGGAGAAGAAAUCACAGCCUUAUUGAGCGUCCCGAGUGCUGAUUUUGACACAAAAUCCAUUCUACCCUCCUACAAUGCCUUUAUUAAAGCUAGCCAGCAACCAUCUGAAGCCCCAGACGUGAGAGAACAUACUGCAUUUCUGCUAACCUUAAUUUGCAAAUUCAUUGUCUGUGUAGCUGGAAAAGGACCCACCAAGGAGUAUAUUACUCUGGCCUUGGCUUUAGCUCAUGGUAGGCGUCUGGCACUUGCUCCAUUUCUGUUGGCUAGCCUUUAUCGAAGCUGUUAUGAUGCUACUGUUUAUCCGUUCAGCCUCUGUGGUGGUCCUUUGUGGCUUUUGCAGCUUUGGUUAUACUGUUAUUUCCCAACUUUGGCUCCUAUUCUCAAGCAGCUGCCUACUGAAAAAAUUCUUACUUAUGGCAUGAUUUACAAAGAUGCCACAUUUGAAGACAAACCUGUUAGGACUCAUGAAACUUGCUUCCAAUUUUUUACUUCCCUCUCCAUCGAUAAACCAGACUUUGAAUUUGCUCCAUUUCUAAGCAGGCAAUUUGGGCCGGACUGUAGCAACUGUAAAAAGAGUGGGGCUGAGCUCUAUGCCCUUAACCAGUUCAGCCGGCAAUUAGGCUAUUGUCAAGGAAUUCCAGUACCUCCCAUGUUCUCUUUCAACCACUGCUUCCCUCUUCGCGACACCAUGAAAGGACCUAGUGUGGUCUCCCAGUGCUUAGCCACUUCAAUGCUUGCUCUUCAGAAUAUAAACCUCCAAGAUCCGCCAUUCAAACCAAAAUGCACUAUGGCGUAUAAGGAAUGGUGGAAGUCUUAUUUUACGCCAAGUUUUUCUGGUGUGGCCAAGAACUUUAUCAAUCUUCUUCCUUCUUCACAUUCCAGCCAGCCUGUAGUAAACAUAGAACCUCAGACUGAUGAUACAAUACCAGAUUCUGCUGCUUCACGUCGCACUUUGGCAAAAAGAAGGGCAAUAGCCAAGCGGAAGGCGUCUAGCAUGGCAAGUCCUGAAAUAGACAAGGCAUCCCACCAGGCUCCCAAAAGAGGAGGUAUCAAACGAGCAGCCCAAAAACCUCCUUCAGUUAAAAGGUUGGCCACAAUGCCUCCAUCUUCUCCCUCUGAAGCCUCCUCGGCUGUUGAUCUUGCUAACAAGAAUUUCAAGACUGUCAACCCAAAUGAAGUGAUCGAUCUCUCUCCCAACACCAAGAAGACAACCACUUCCACUACAUCAACUCCAUUUCAAGCCAGCUUUCCAACCCCCACAAUUUCAACUCCUCCAACUACCAUUGAUGAUGCCAUGGAAGACGAAAUCUUUGCCAAGUUUGAGAAAUUGACAAGUCCUCCAAUGUCAAGAGAGUUACGUUUGACAAGAAAAGGAAAAUUGGUAAUUGAGAGUACUGGCUCAGACACGCCAAUACCUAGCCCAGAACAGAUCAGCAUCGCUAUCCAGACCUUAGAAGAGCUAAUUAAUGGAGAUCCAGCAAACUUCUAUCGCCUUCCAGACCAGCCAACCAUCAUCAGCGCCGCUAAAAUCUUAAGUCACUCGCUAGAUUUGUCUGUAACUCAGAAAAAAUUCUGGACUGACUUCCCUUUUAUCUUCACAGAUUUUUGCAGGCGCUUUGCAGUCAAAUCAGAUGCUAUAGAGAAAGCUGAGUCUGCCCGUAAAACUCUGGAUGAUGAGACUGCAACUUUGGUCAGCAAGAAGGCAAAAUGUUUAUCCAUAAAGCAUAAUCAUGAAGCUCAGCUUAAAUGCAUACAGACCACACAAGGUGAAAUCCAACGUCUUGAGGCAGAAUUAUCCAGACUCCGUGAGCAGCUUUCUUCCCAGGAAGAAUUUGCAAAUACCUUAUCUGAUCAAAGGACUCAAGCAUUUGCUGAAUUAAAUUCUCACAUCGAUCAUGCCGCCACUUUGCAGUAGACUCUGGAAAGGCUUACAGACUCUACUGACCAAGCUGAAGAAGAGCUCACUUUCAUGAGGAUGGAAUGGAGUGACUAGCGCAACCAUUUCCCUUAAGUUUCUUGCUAAUCCAUUUCACUGUCUAAAUCAUUUUUGAUUCUGCAGCCUAUGGCUAUUAGCCACAUUAUAAACUUACUUUUGAACU
Rubroshorea leprosula is the source of this 2787-nucleotide messenger RNA. Lineage: Eukaryota; Viridiplantae; Streptophyta; Magnoliopsida; Malvales; Dipterocarpaceae. The record is from the annotation of a GenBank genome assembly.